Molecule: messenger RNA, 1709 nt
Organism: Argentina anserina (silverweed cinquefoil)
Lineage: Eukaryota; Viridiplantae; Streptophyta; Magnoliopsida; Rosales; Rosaceae
Exons: 6
Coding region: 248-1096 (282 amino acids)
Molecular function (GO): RNA binding
Source: RefSeq, a predicted model, not a curated record
UAUUAUCAUUUUUAGACCCCUUGUGAAACAAAACAGAGUUGUAGAAGAAGAGGAAGAAGAAGAAUCACAGCUCUCUGCACGAGUGUGUUUCUUUUCAUUUUGAUGUGAUAUCCUUAAUCUGUAUAAAAAUCCCUGUAAAAGUUCCCAAGUUUUUCUUUCUUUCUUAUUCUCUGUGUUCUGGGGUUCUGGACUUCUGGGUUUUCUCUGUUUGCUUUGUUGUUUUGGGACAGACUAGUGUUUUGUGUAAAUGUCUCAACCAAGGCAGUUUCAGAUGGUGGGAGGUAACAAUUACAUUCCAGGCCAUCAAUACAAUGACACAACUUUUACCAAAAUCUUUGUUGGGGGUUUGGCCUGGGAGACUCAGAGGGAGACUAUGAGGAGGUACUUUGAGCAGUUUGGGGAUAUCUUGGAGGCUGUUGUUAUAACAGAUAAAAACACAGGAAGAUCCAAAGGCUAUGGAUUUGUCACAUUUAAGGAUCCAGAGGCAGCCAUGAGGGCUUGUCAGAACCCAUCUCCUGUUAUAGAUGGAAGAAGAGCAAACUGCAAUCUUGCUUCUCUUGGUGCACAGAAAACUAGUCCACCCACUCCUCAACAUGGUUUAGGAAGGUUUAGACCGGCACCUGGUUUGGUAGCUCCACCUGCUUAUCAUGGCUCUUCAUCCACAUACUUCCAUCAACCGACUGGUCAAUACACAUUUCCUUAUUCAGCUUAUGGGUACUCUGGAUAUUCACAAGAUUCUAUAUAUCCCAUGAACUAUUAUAGUGUUUAUGGUCGUGGUCAACAAUUCUCACCUUAUUACACCACCACAACUGGGACAUCAGGGCCAGCUGGCAUGUACCACAAUUACUACCCAUACUAUGCUUCUGCUCAGUAUGCACAAGCUAGUAGUAACCAAGCUCAAGGCUAUGGAGUUCAAUAUCCCCAAAUGGUGCAAUACCCAUAUAUACCUCAGCACAAUGGCUCCUCAGCUGGGAUUCUAUCACUUCGUUCUUCAAUCCCAGUUACUACUACCAUUUCUACCACCACAGGUGUAACAGCAGCCACUGGGGUAACUGGAGCUUCUGCCACCAAUUCUGAACACAAUUCUUCGAGUUAAAAGAUAAUUAACCACAUUGGUAAAUGGGUUAUAGUUGAUGAAGUGCAAAAGUGAAAGGAACAUGUUAAUAAGGAAACGGCAUUCAAAAGGGUGCCUUGCUGCAGAUAUGUAUCAGCAACCAGAAGGUUAGAAGAAAAAGGGUACCAAAGGCUGCAUUUUAGGGAAGCUUGCUCACUAACAUCAUCAUCAUCUUCUUCUUCUUCUUCGCCAUUGUCGUCAAUCAUCAUCACACAUGUUCGGGUUAAUUAGGUGAAUAAGGAUUCAGGUCUUUUAAGUAGUUGUUAGCAUUCAUUAGGAUUUAAGGAUCGUAUGACUCAAUCAUUCAUGUAUUGGCAGGCAUGGUAUGAGGUAGAGGCUAAAUAUUGGCUUUGGAUUCUACCUCAGUAUACUAAUUUACUAGAUGAUUGUGUCUAGGAUGCAGAGAGCAUCCAAUGACAUAUAUCAUCUUGUUUAUAUUGGUAAAGUAAAGGGAUGAAAAAGAUUGUUUUUAUAUCUUUGAAUCCCAGUUUGGCCAAAGCUAGGAGAGCUUGGCCAAUUUUAACUUGUAAUUUGUUUGCUCCACUAUUCAUGAUUGAUUCUUUUUAAGAUCACAGGAUUAGUUGGGAAAAUAGAA